Messenger RNA from Seminavis robusta, 1683 nucleotides. The record is from the annotation of a GenBank genome assembly. NCBI's taxonomy places the organism in Eukaryota, Bacillariophyta, Bacillariophyceae, Naviculales, Naviculaceae.
AUGACAAUAACCAACUCGAACAACGACGGCUCAGCACCAGGUCCCUAUGAAGAGAGCUGGGAGCCAGAUGUGGCCACCAAGAUUUGGGAACUUGUGCAGGCCAAGGAGAAAGAUGAGAGCGCGAAAUACCCUUUCUGUAUGGUUUCCUUGUCUGGAAUUCCGGGCAGUGGAAAGUCAGUGUCUUCAUUGCUGCUGGCAAAUAUUUUAGAAGAACGGGGUUGCUCAACAAUGAUAUGUCCACAUGAUGGAUAUCACUAUCCUCUGGACUACCUCAAAACCUUUCCAGAUGCUGAGGAUGCCAUUUACCGCCGUGGUGCCCCGGAUACAUUUGACCCACAGGCGCUCUUGAGAGACUUGAUGCUUAUUCGAGCAGGGAACAGUGGUGACAACGGCAAGGAUAGCAGCGAGGGAGAAGAGUGGCAGACAAUUUCUCUUCCGGGCUUUGAUCAUGCCAAAGGAGACCCAGAACCUGGCAUUCAUCUUUUUGACAGAUCCAUCCACAAGGUGGUGAUUUGUGAAGGGCUGUACCUACUACACGACAAGGAUGGCUGGGAGGAAAUUGCAUCUCUAUUUGAUUUGAAAAUAGUCAUCGAAUCAGAUGUGGACAGCUGUGUUGAGCGGCUCAAAAUACGCAAUCUUUGCAUUCCCGGUUACACUCCAGAAGAAAUCGCAAAGCGCUGUGAAGAGGUGGACCGAGUCAACGCCAUGACGGUCAUGGCGUCCAAGCACUGUGCCGAUAUUGUUGUCCAAUCAAGGAGCAAAGUUAUCCAAACCAACAUCGACAAAAACGAAGCUACUUCCUCCCAGGGACUGGCACUGGCAAUGUUGGCACAAAAGGAUACCGAUGAAGUCGAUACCAACCAUGAGCAUGCCGACUGGACCAUGGACAUCAACACGCAUCAACGUUCUCCAAUGGUCAGCAGAUGCAACUCCCCCGUUCCGGGCACUUCAACAACAUCGACAAAUCCAAAACCCACACCAGCAUCGCAGUUUGUGGGCUCUUGGGAGCCUGAAAUCGCCGAUCGAAUCUGCGGCGUUGUUGACAAAGGCAGCGAUCCAACCGACGGAGGUGCAUUCAAAUUGCCUUAUAUGGUUGCACUUGUUGGAAUUCCUGGAGGUGGCAAGUCUGUGUCUGCCAUGCUCCUGGCAAGCAUCUUGGAAGACCGGGGGUUUCCAACCAUGAUCUGCCCACAUGACGGAUACCAUUAUCCAUUGGAGUACUUGCGGACAUUUCCUGAUGCAGAAGAUGCCAUCUAUCGCCGUGGUGCUCCUGAUACCUUUGAUCCUCGAGCUCUACUGCGUGAUUUGGUCAGAAUCAGGGACGGAGAUGAAGAACUCAUCAAGCUUCCAGCUUUUGACCAUGCCACUGGUGAUCCAGAACCGGACACCCACAUCUUCGAUAGAAAUCAACACAAAAUUGUGCUCUGUGAGGGUCUCUACCUACUACAUGACAAGGAUGGCUGGGAGGAAAUUGCCUCCAUGUUCAAUUUCUCCAUUUUCAUGAAUGCAGAUGUGGAUGUCUGUGUGGAACGAGUGAAGAUCCGUAACCAAUGCAUCCCAGGUUACACACCAGAGGAGAUUGAAGAACGAUGCGAACGAGUGGAUCGUAAGAAUGCGUUGACAGUUUUGCAGUCGAAGGCACACGCAGAUAUCGUCGUAGACUCGAUGGCCUUGAAGCGAUAA